Molecule: messenger RNA, 2486 nt
Organism: Podospora pseudopauciseta
Lineage: Eukaryota; Fungi; Ascomycota; Sordariomycetes; Sordariales; Podosporaceae
Exons: 4
Coding region: 186-2486 (766 amino acids)
Source: RefSeq, a predicted model, not a curated record
UGGAUCCCUCGUCCUUUUUUUUUUCCAGGGGACCGACACAUCUUCCCGGCUGCCCAGACCUUGCACGCGGUUCAGGUUGAGAAAAAAGAGCACAACAUUCCCAGACGCGUCUGCGGCGCUCCAGAACACACACACACACAUGGUCUUUUUUUCGUCUAGCAAACAACCCUGUACCGUGAAGACUAAUGGUUGUCUCCUCUAUGCAGCAUCACACCCACCAUCAACAACAACAGGGUCCUGUUCCUCCUCAUCUGCAGCAUUCUCGCCCCUCUAGCAUUGUUCAUCAACAGCAUCACAAUCAAGCCCCAGCGCAGCAACAGCAAUCCCACUCGAGCGCGUAUUCGUCCGGCCACUCGGUCUAUCAACCGCAGUCUCAGGCAAGCAACGCUCAAGAACAUUCGCUGUCGUACUACGGACACCAGCCGAGCCCGUACAGCACGCCAGGUGCGACUAGCGGGUACACUUCCGCAGACACCGGAGACAUGAUGGCUGCAACCAUGCCGAGACCACCGUAUCCCCCAAUGUCAUCCUACCACACUCCUCAGUCCAACUCGCCCGCCUCGGUAGCAUCGCCAUCAGGUCAUGAUCAGCAGAGAAGCAUGUAUGGACAGCCUCCUUCGCAAUUACACCAGCAGUCAAUGUACUAUGGCGGGCCUCAGCAACAGUACUCGUCCAUGUCGGCGCAGACUGCUUCUUCCCCGUACGCUCAACACCCGCAGCAAUCACACCAGUCUAUGGCCUCUCAACCGAGCAUGAUGAUGUCUCACACGGCUCCUCAGCACCAGAUGAGCCACCACACCUCACAGCACUCGCAGGCCGGCAUGACGGUCAGCCCUCGGCCUGGAAAGAUUGAGACUCAUGGUCUCACUAACCGGAUACCUGGACCCUCUGCUCCCGUCUCCAUCGGUAGCGCCUCAUCCACUGGUCCUCAGAAUGGUGCUCCUCUUACCGCGCCAGCUGGCGGAGCUGCUGGCGUGAAUCCCAACGCUGCCCCCGGACCUAUCCCCGCCACCACGCCCCUUGUGGUCAGGCAAGAUACCAACGGAGUACAGUGGAUUGCGUUCGAGUACUCUCGUGACAGAGUCAAAAUGGAGUACACGAUUCGCUGCGACGUGGAAUCGGUGAACCAGGAUGAGCUGUCGGCCGAGUUCAAGACGGAGAACUGCGUGUAUCCGCGCGCUUGCUGCCCCAAGGACCAAUACCGCGGAAACCGCCUUGUGUACGAGACCGAGUGCAACUCUGUGGGCUGGGCUUUGGCCCAACUCAACCCGCCUCUCCGCGGCAAGAGAGGUCUGAUUCAGCGGGCUGUUGACAGCUGGCGCAACAGCAACCAGGACCCGAGACUCAGAAGUCGUCGCGUCCGGCGAAUGGCCAAGAUGAACACGCGCAACAGCAAGGCUGGUUCAACGACACCGCAUGCCACCCACAUUGGUACCCCAACCGGCCCAGGGAUGCCCACCCCAACGGGCAUGGGAGCGAGCGGCAACCCGGCGAUUGGCAAGCCCGGCAUGGGCGGCAUGAACUCGUCGAUUCACCACCACCACGGCCAGCAGGAUGGGAGUGCCCAGGGGGGAGAUGAAGUCGGCGACGGAGAUUCCUACAUGGACGAGCAACAGCAUCACCACCAUCAUCAACCCCCGACCCAGGCUGGAUCUGCCUCGGGGUCCGAAGACCGUCCUUCUCAGGUUUUCACCGGCUACGGCUCCUACAACGGCGCGCCCACCCACGCUGGCUCGUCCAACUCGAUGUCGAUUCACGACCAGCUGAGCGGCUCGCCUCAUGCCAGUGGCGGCGGCGGCGCGAUUGCGGCUCGCAGGAUGAGCGCCGGGCGUGAUCCCCGGGAUGACGAGCCCGAGGAUUUGUUCCCCGAUAUCCCCGAGGCCAAGAAGCGCAAGUUUAUUCUGGUCGAGGACUCCGACAGGCAGAGCCGCCUCCGGGUGCGCGUCACGCUGGACGGCGUGGACACACGCGAGAUUCCCGAUAGCUUCCGCAAGAGCAGCAGUGUUUAUCCCAGGUCGUACUUCCCUCGGGAGAUGCAGAGCCCGCCCCCGAGCGCGACGGGAAGCAAGUUUUUCUUGGACGACGCGAGUGAUCAUGACGGUAACGAGGACGAUGGGACGACUGACACCGAGGGUCGCCGUGCUGGUCGCGGCGCCAGAAGCAGAGGUCGGACCAUGGUCAAGGUUCCCAUGGGCGAGGGCCAGGAAGGGGAGGUGGCCAUUCCGAGGAUGAGGAAGGGUUUUAGGGGGAAGGAGGUGAGGCUGAAUGAUUUGGGGUAUCGGAUGGCCUGGUUACAGAGUAGGGUGUUUGCAGGAAGGACGGUGUUUUUGCAGCGAGCUUUGGACUGCUACAGAAACAAGACCCGAAGCGCCAUGGAGUCGGUCAUGCAAGACGUCAAGACGGCGGCGCCGCAUUACGAGACGCGAGUCGGCAAGAGAAAGUGGAACGAUCGGAUGCGCGGGGGGGAGAAGAAGGAGGACGAUUAG